AUGGUGGUUUGCUGCGACCCGGAAUGGGUAUCAUCGAAAUGCGAUAGCCAUCGGGCGAAGAUGGCGACGCACAUGAGGGAAAUGGUAGAAGAACAAAAGAGGGAGAAAAGGUUCGUCAUAACCGGAGAAGGCAGAUGCACAACGGCCCCUACAUCGGCCUUGACUCCCGUAUUCGCCGGCAACAAACAUCAAUCAAUAGGGCUCCGCUCCCUUGGUGGCUCAGCUGGUCGGAAGAAGAGCGUCACAGGUGGUGGUGGAAGGGAGGUAUAA
Molecule: messenger RNA, 270 nt
Organism: Lactuca virosa
Lineage: Eukaryota; Viridiplantae; Streptophyta; Magnoliopsida; Asterales; Asteraceae
Source: the annotation of a GenBank genome assembly